AAUGUUUGUUUUGAUAGCCUGACUCUGAAUACUGAUCAUGGGGAUAUCUUACUGGACUACUCGAAGAACCUGGUUACAGAAGAAGUGAUGAAAAUGCUGAUUGAACUGGCAAAGUCAAGGGGUGUGGAAAGUGCCAGAGAACGAAUGUUUAGUGGAGAGAAGAUCAACUUCACUGAGAACCGAGCUGUGCUUCAUAUUGCUCUGAGAAAUCGUUCCAAUACCCCAAUACUUGUAGAUGGGAAAGAUGUUGUUCCAGAAGUAAACAAAGUGUUGGACAAAAUGAAACACUUCUGCCAGAAAGUCCGUAGUGGUGAAUGGAAAGGCUACACUGGAAAAGCUAUAACUGAUGUGGUCAAUAUUGGGAUUGGUGGCUCUGACUUGGGGCCUCUGAUGGUAACUGAAGCCUUGAAACCAUACUCCAAGGGAGGUCCACGUGUUUGGUUUGUAUCUAACAUUGAUGGUACUCAUAUAGCCAAAACCCUAGCUGAGCUCCACCCAGAAACCACGCUCUUCAUCAUUGCAUCAAAGACUUUCACCACCCAAGAAACUAUCACCAAUGCAGUAACGGCCAAAGAGUGGUUCCUACAUGCUGCUAAGGAUCCUUCAGCUGUGGCCAAGCACUUUGUUGCCUUGUCUACCAAUGGUCCUAAAGUUAAAGAGUUUGGAAUUGACACUGAGAACAUGUUUGAGUUCUGGGAUUGGGUUGGUGGUCGCUAUUCUCUGUGGUCAGCCAUUGGUCUCUCCAUUGCCCUUCAUAUUGGUUUUGACAACUUUGAGAGCCUGCUUGCCGGAGGCCACUGGAUGGAUAAACACUUCCAUACUGCUCCACUGGAGAAGAAUGUGCCUGUUCUCUUGGCCAUGCUGGGGGUGUGGUAUAUAAAUUGCUACGGAUGUGAAACCCAUGCAUUGCUGCCCUAUGACCAAUAUAUGCACCGCUUUGCUGCCUACUUCCAGCAGGGUGACAUGGAAUCUAAUGGCAAAUACAUUACCAAGAAAGGAUCUCGUGUGGACUACAAUACUGGCCCUAUUGUGUGGGGAGAACCUGGCACCAAUGGGCAGCAUGCAUUUUACCAACUCAUUCAUCAAGGAACACGCAUGAUUCCCUGUGACUUCAUGAUCCCAGUUCAGACUCAGCAUCCUAUCAGAAAUGGCUUGCAUCACAAGAUCCUUUUGGCCAACUUCCUUGCUCAGACUGAGGCCUUGAUGAAAGGAAAGACUGCUGAUGAAGCUCGUAAGGAACUGCAAGCAGCUGGACUGAGUGGAGAUGCUCUGGAGAAGCUUCUUCCCCAUAAGGUCUUUGAAGGUAAUCGCCCAACCAAUUCCAUCAUGUUUACAAAACUCAACCCAUUCACCUUGGGAGCAAUCAUUGCCAUGUAUGAGCACAAGAUAUUUGUUCAGGGGGUUGUCUGGGAUAUUAACAGCUAUGAUCAGUGGGGGUAAGUUCUCUUGAUCUGUUUCUUGUGUAUUUACUAACUGUCA
Molecule: messenger RNA, 1479 nt
Organism: Meleagris gallopavo (turkey)
Lineage: Eukaryota; Metazoa; Chordata; Aves; Galliformes; Phasianidae
Source: RefSeq, a predicted model, not a curated record